Penicillium subrubescens is the source of this 2778-nucleotide messenger RNA. RefSeq names its product mitofusin. Gene Ontology annotation, biological process: mitochondrial fusion. The transcript has 4 exons. NCBI's taxonomy places the organism in Eukaryota, Fungi, Ascomycota, Eurotiomycetes, Eurotiales, Aspergillaceae. Gene Ontology annotation, molecular function: GTPase activity; GTP binding. The record is from RefSeq and is a predicted model, not a curated record. The coding region runs from base 1 to 2778 and encodes 925 amino acids. Gene Ontology annotation, cellular component: mitochondrial outer membrane.
AUGAGUCAGGAAUACUCCCCAGGCGAAGGCUCCUCGAGGGCUAGCUCGUCUCGGUUCGCAGGCGAGGAUGAAGAACGCAGUCCUUUUUCGCCCCAACCCCCACCGGCUUACAUGACUGUCGGCAGCGGUUCGACCUCGGCGAGUGCCACAGCGCUAAUGACGUCCCUGAAUAAUGAUUCCGGGUACGGCGGUAGCAUUGCCGGUGACAGUGCUGCCGAUAUCGAUGGAAGCGCAGCUUGGCGCGCUGGACUGUUGGAGGACCGACCGACUCCAGUUCACACCCCGACGCGCGCCGGCGAAUGGAAUCCUGCAGCCGAACAUGAGAAACAAAUCGUCGCAAACCAUGUCCACCAACUGUUGUACAACUCGAAUCGGACUAAACUUGGUCGCGCAAUCUCUCGGACGAUCGAAACAUUGAAGGAGCUCCAGGAUAUGAAUCGCCAAUGGCCUGCCCACUAUCCAUCCGUGCAGAAUGCUCCUCAGUCACCUUCGGAUCGGCCGCACCUUUCGCACACAUAUUCAGAAUUCGGACAGGAGGGUAGCAGUCCGAACACUCCGCCUCGGCCGGAACUUAGACGCGCAGCAACCAUGACCGGAGGAGACGACUUGGGAGAAUCUAGCGUGGCUGCUGAACGCCGUCUGCCCGUCGGACCUCGAUUGAUGACCCCUCAGAUCGCCCAGGAAUUCUCAAUCUUGAAGCUGGAUCUGAAGUUGGGCGCGCUGUCUCAGGCCGAACUUGUACACUCUUUGGAAAAGGCUUCGAUUGCCUCGUUGCUUGAUGGAAAGAUCAGUCAAAGCAUUAAGCACCUUCUUUCCCUACGAGACCGGAUUGAAGACACAUCAAGCAAGGUGCUGGUUACUGGAGAUUUGAACGCCGGCAAAUCGACAUUCUGUAAUGCCCUUUUGCGACGAAAGGUCUUGCCAGAGGACCAGCAGCCCUGCACCAGCAUUUUCUGCGAAGUUCUCGAUGCUCGCGAGAAUGGCGGGAUUGAGGAAGUGCACGCUGUGCAUAAGGACACGCAGUACAACCGCAAUGACGAGAGCACAUACGAUGUCUUCCCUCUUGUGGAACUCGAAAAUAUCGUCAUUGACAAUUCCAAGUACAUGCAGUGCAAGGUCUACGUGAAGGAUGUACGAUCUAUCGACGAAUCUUUGCUGAACAACGGUGUUGUGGACAUUGCUUUGAUUGACGCUCCGGGCUUGAACUCUGACUCGCUCAAGACAACGGCUGUUUUCGCUCGACAGGAAGAGAUCGAUGUCGUUGUUUUCGUGGUGUCCGCUGCUAACCACUUCACUCUUUCGGCAAAGGAGUUCAUUCUCAAUGCCGCUCACGAGAAGGCCUACAUUUUCAUGGUGGUAAACGGCUUCGAUCAGAUUCGCGACAAACAACGGUGCGAGCGCAUGAUUCUUGAUCAAGUAGGCAAACUCAGCCCUCGCACGUACAAGGAGGCCGCUGAGUUGGUCCACUUUGUGUCCAGUAAUGCGAUCCCUGUUACCCCACCAGGGUCUAUCUCCGGCUCGGGCAAUGGUGGUGGCGGUGGUGGCGGUGAUCCCCACGAUGAUGACAACGACAAUGACUCGAAAAAUAAGGGAAAGGGCAAGGAGAAGGAGAAGAUUCAAGACUUCGAGAACCUUGAAGGUGCCCUCCGCCGCUUCGUCCUUGAGAAGAGGUCACGGUCGAAGCUUGCCCCCGCUCGCACCUAUCUGCUUAACCUUCUGGCCGAUCUCAACUCCUUAGCUACUGUGAACCGUGACGUUGCUCAGUCUGAACUUAAGCGCGUUACGGAUGAGCUGGCAGAGCUUGAACCUGCUUAUGAGAAUGGCAAGAAGCAGAAGGCCGAAUUGGCCGAGGAUGUCAACAAAGCCAUUGAUGAUUCCUGCGACGAUGUCUACAACCACACGCGAACAACUUUGACCAAUACUAUUGCCCGAGUUUCUGACGCUGACCUCGGAGUCGACUAUCCCGGCAUCUUUUCGGCAUUCCAGUAUGCAGAGGAUUUGAAGCACGCUAUGCUAGAUCAAAUCUCAUUGGCCGUCAAUGGCUGUGAGGAUUACGCUCGUGAAAAGACCGUUCAGGGAGUUGGUUUCAUUCAGAACAUCGGUCUGUUGCAUGUUGGCGAGGACAAGUUCUCUCCACUUAACUUCCGGGCCGAUCUGAUGUUCCGUCGUGGCCGCCGUCAUACGUUGGCUCGACAGGUUGAUACCGAGGUGGAACUCUGGGACUUCUUUGACGUUGCCGGUCUUUGGGAGCGCCAAGAGAAGAUGGCCGGAACUGGCGUUGCAAUGACUGCAGUCACAGUUCUUGGUAGCAGAGCUUUGGGUGGCUUCAGCUGGAUGGACAGCGCAUUGAGCGCCGCUAAGGUCCUUGGCCCGAACAACUUGCGCCGACUGUUCUUCCCUGGUGUUCUAGCUGCUGCUGUCCUGGCUACUGCAUACGUCCUGUCUACUAUCCCGACAACCUUGCCUCCCCGUCUAUCCAAGAAGAUUGCAGCAACACUUUCCGAGAUGGAUUACGUUCACUCCAAUGCCAAUCGCAUCUCGACUGAGGUUCGACGCAUCCUUCGCCUGCCUGCCAACAACCUGCAAACAUGCCUGGCUCAGGACAUCGAGGACCUCGGUCGACGCAAGCUGGAAGUCGGAAAGGUCAAGCAAGAAAGCGAGGUUGCCACCAAGUACUUUGCCAAUCUCUUCCGCGAGAGUGGAGAAAACCGCCGCUCCGUGGAAGGCCUCGAUCUGGACGGCCCCUUACCCGGCGCCAUGGGUGCCUUUGACCCAUAA